ACAAAGCUCCAAUUGCAUCAGAAGGAUUAAGAAAGAAGAAAAAAAAGGAGACGAAAAAUCGAAGGCAAAAAAGAUUUCAUUUUUAUUUCAAAAAGAAAAAUCUAGAAGAACAGAAGGUAAAGCAAAAACUAUUGCAGGUGGCAUUGAAAACGUGAAAUCCCAGCAGUGGGCCGACGUGUGGUCACCCGCGCGGACCUGGUGAAGCCAAAAAUCCUCCAAUUCUUGCCAUUUUUCCCCUCUUCAGAUUGUAAGACCCUCAAUUCUGAUACCCAAUUUGGCUUCAGAUCAACCCCUUUGGAUUUGCAGACGAAGAUCGGCUGAAUUGAGGAGCUGCAAUUUUUUAUUCCCACGAAUCUGAUUAGGCUUGCGUGGUGAGACUGCUUGGAGGAUAAGGCAAGCAUUGACUGAGGUUUUUCCCCCCUAAAGAACUUCGCAUUUCUUUGGGUUUCUGGGAUUCGGAUCGGGGGAUUGUUUCGAGUGGAUCGGGUUUGAAGCGCUUGUUCGGUGUGGAGUUGGUGAUUUAAUUGGUCAAUAUGGAUUCGAGUCGGAGAGCUGUAGAGUCGUACUGGAGGUCGCGGAUGAUUGAUACGGCGACCUCGGAUGAGGACAAGGUCACGCCGGUGUACAAAUUGGAAGAGAUUUGUGAAGUGUUGAGAUCUUCGCAUGUCAGUAUUGUCAAGGAGUUCUCGGAGUUUAUCUGGAAGAGGCUUGAACAUAAGAGCCCGAUUGUCAAACAGAAGGCUCUUAGGUUGAUAAAGUAUGCAGUUGGAAAAUCUGGUGUGGAAUUCAGAAGGGAAAUGCAGAGACACUCCGUGGCUGUCCGCCAGUUAUUUCAUUACAAGGGACAAUUGGACCCCCUUAAAGGUGAUGCACUUAAUAAAGCUGUGAGGGAUACUGCUCAUGAAGCCAUUUCCGCUAUCUUUUCUGAAGAGGACAACAAGCCUGCACCAUCUGAGAAUCUUAACAGUCGAAUUCAAGGUUUUGGGAAUUCAAAUUAUGAAGUGCCAUCAGAAGAUAAGAAGUCAUUUCUUAGGGAGGUAGUUGGUCUAGGAAGUGCAUCUAUAAAGCAAGGACUAAGUAAUUUUACACAAGGACAUUCGUCAAGAAAGAAUGGUGCUAGUAGUCACAGGGGUCCCAACCUUCAGAGGUCAUUGACUACUGAAAUGGAGUAUGAUAAUAGGUACGAACCAGUUGAAUAUGGCCGUGAGACUCAUGGUAGUUUGGGCACAUCAAGGAGUACAACUAGUGGAACUUGGAACCAGGAUUCUAGGGUAAGUAAGGUGGAACCUACUAAUGGGAGCCUGAGUUCUGGAUUUUCAGAGAGCAAAACUCGAGAGGAGAGGUUACUGGAUACCAUUGCAACAUCAGGUGGUGUGCGCUUACAACCAACUCGAGAUGCUAUUCAGGCAUUUUUUGUAGAAGCUGCAAAGUUAGAUGCAUUGGCGCUGAGCUAUGCUCUUGAAUCAAAGCUUACAUCCCCAUCAUGGCAGGUUCGUUUCAAAGCUCUCUGCAUCCUUGAGUCUAUUGUGAGGAAAGAUGACGAUGAUCAUUUUUCGAUCGUGACAUCUUAUUUCAGUGAAAAUCAAGAUGCAGUGAUUGGAUGUUCUGAAUCUCCCCAAGCGUCUCUAAGGGAGAAGGCUAGCAAGGUUAUCCCUCUUUUAGAUGGAGGGAAAGGAGUCCCCCCCAUGAAUGAUUCAGAGAAGUCCCUCCCAAGCAACACCAGUUCCACUAUUCAGAUGCCAGACUUAAUUGACACCAGUGAUGCAGAUGAUUACGGUGGAACAAAAAAUUCCCAAGAGGUGGAAAACAGUAAAAAUAUUAGUAUUAAUCCGUCGAGUACUCCAUUAGUAGACGACUUAUUUGGAGAUGGCCUGAACACUGUUACUAGCACCAGUGAACUAAAGAAUGAUGACGACCCCUUUUCAGAUGUCUCGUUUCACACUACUGAAACUAGAGAACAUACAGAUGAUCUGUUUUCUGGGAUGAAUGUUGAUAGUAAUCAUGUUACUAAUGAAAAUAAAAAGCCGGUCUCGGAGAAGAAAAAUGAUCCUGGAGGUUUUGAUAUUUUUGGAUCAAGUUCUGAACCUGCAUUACAAGAACAUGCAAGGAAGGAUGUUAAUGACUUAAUGAGUGGUUUGUCCGUCCAUGAAGAUGCCUUGAAGAGUAAAGAUAAGGAAGAUUCUAAGGAUUCACUAUCUGCAUCUUCAUUCUCAGUUUCUAGCCAACCCAACCAUCAGUAUCAGAUUCCUCAAGAUUCUUUAAAUGGCAUGUACAGUUCACCAAUGGUUGGGGCAAAUAUGAAUGCUACCUUUCUCCCUGGAAUGGCUUAUCUUCCUCCCAGCACAAUGUUCAGUACAGCCUUUUCUUCUCAGCCAAUGGGUUAUGCUCCCACGGGAAACUUCUUUGCUCAACAACAAUUACUAUCAGCCAUGUCUAAUUACCAACAGUUUGGGAACCCCAAUCUCCAAUCAAGUGGUGGUGGUGCGGUUAAUGGAGGAACUGCACCCCUUCCUGACAUAUUCCAUCCAAAUCUUCCAACACAAGCGCCUAGCUCCAUGAUGAAUAGUUCAAAGAAAGAAGAGACCAGAGCUUUUGAUUUUAUCUCGGACCAUAUUGCGGCAGCUCGGGAUCCAAAGCGGGUAGUAUGAAUUUGGGAGGCUAUAUCUCACCAUUGAGGUUCUUAAUAGUCAUUGUUGGGUGUUGGGCGAGUUAGAGGUGAGGUGAUGAAUGGAAACCAAAAUUCUGUUCCAGUAGAAACAGAUGACGCUCCGAUCGCAAACGAGGAAUACAAUUUGAUGCGCCGCAUAUUAUAAAUGGUAGGUGAUCAAGAACUAGGAAAAAUGAGAAAAUGGAAAAAGCAGACAAUUAAGUUGAAGAAAAUUGACAGUUGCUUUUGCAUAAUCAGCUCUAUAUUGUGGUAAUUCCUGGAUUGGUUGCGUUUCUUCCUCAGUUCCAAUUUGUAGAGUCUUAUUUUGCAAAAAGAAAAAAAAAAUGUAGUCUCUCCCCCUAAUUUUGUUUGGUUUUUUCGCAUGAAAUACUUGCAAUUUGUAGUGGUAAUGGUAAUAAAGCAGUUUGUUCUUUAUUUUUUAAAUGUA
Messenger RNA from Momordica charantia (bitter melon), 3095 nucleotides. RefSeq names its product ENTH/VHS family protein. The record is from RefSeq and is a predicted model, not a curated record. Gene Ontology annotation, molecular function: ubiquitin binding; phosphatidylinositol binding. Gene Ontology annotation, cellular component: trans-Golgi network membrane. Lineage: Eukaryota; Viridiplantae; Streptophyta; Magnoliopsida; Cucurbitales; Cucurbitaceae.